AUGGCAACGCUUUCCAAACAUCACCUCCAACCCCUGGGCCCUAUCCAUCCCCCCAGACUCGGCAGUGCAAGAGCAAACGAAGUCGACGCCCAACCCAUCUUCAUCCCAGUCCACGACCCCCUCGACCAUGAAGCCCCUGCGAUUCUCCACUCACCCCGCGACUACGAUGCCGCCGAAGCCCGCAACUCAGCGGUAAUCCUCGUCAGCGGCGCAGGAGGAGGCGUGAGCGGCCCGUCAGGGAUCUACCCCAGUCUUGCCGAUAAGCUCGCCAUCCUCCUCGGGGUCCAUGUAGUGCGGCUGGACUAUCGAGUCGCCGCGCGCACAGAUUACUGCGUCCCUGACAUCGCAGCUACAAUGGACUAUCUCCAGGAUAAUCACGGGUCCACCCGGUUCGUCGUGGUAGGAUGGAGUUUUGGUGGGUCUCCGUGCUUCACCAUUGCUGCGCAGCAGCCAGAUCGCGUCCUCGGCGUGGCGACUGUGGCCUCACAGACAGCUCAAACGUCCGGCGUGCGCAAACUGUCUCCCCGACCGCUUCUCGUGCUGCAUGGGAGCGGGGACACAUGUCUUCCACAGAGAUGCUCGGAGUCGUUGUACCAGCAGUACGGGGACGACCCGUCUGGCUCCCGUGAGAUCAAGAUUUUCAAGGGCGAUAACCAUGGGCUGUCGAGGAACGCGCCCGAGGCGGAGGGCAUGCUACUGGUUUUUGCGGCAAAGGCACUCGGGCUCGAAGAUGAAUUAACGGCUGCGUCGGUUAGGAUUGCAGCGCAGGACUGGGUGGGCAGUGAAGGGGAGCGCAUGAAGGAGAUGGCCGAGGGGCAUGACUUUGAAGGCGGGGAGGCUCUAAAUCACAAUAGCAUCACCUCACCGCAGGCUCUUUUUGACCAUGUAGAGCGGGAGGAUAGGCAAGGAGGUAGUGGCUUGAGCGGCAUCGCAGGGUCAUAUGAGUUGUAUAGUCUCAGUCAUCGACAACGCAUGGCUCACCUGCCCACUGCUCGGACAUACUUCGCGGAUGCUAUUGCACCAGAAGGCUUCUAUUUGGUAUACAUGACUAUAGUCAGAAAACAAAAAACGGCUAGGAUGUAUCUCAAGCUCGAUCUUUAG
Molecule: messenger RNA, 1101 nt
Organism: Aspergillus nidulans FGSC A4
Lineage: Eukaryota; Fungi; Ascomycota; Eurotiomycetes; Eurotiales; Aspergillaceae
Exons: 5
Coding region: 1-1101 (366 amino acids)
Molecular function (GO): hydrolase activity, acting on ester bonds
Source: RefSeq, a predicted model, not a curated record